Messenger RNA from Schistocerca nitens (vagrant locust), 2044 nucleotides. RefSeq names its product glutathione synthetase-like. The record is from RefSeq and is a predicted model, not a curated record. The transcript has 11 exons. NCBI's taxonomy places the organism in Eukaryota, Metazoa, Arthropoda, Insecta, Orthoptera, Acrididae. Gene Ontology annotation, cellular component: cytosol. The coding region runs from base 236 to 1723 and encodes 495 amino acids. Gene Ontology annotation, molecular function: glutathione synthase activity; glutathione binding; ATP binding. Gene Ontology annotation, biological process: glutathione biosynthetic process.
AUACGUACAAGCUGUUUUUUGUUUACAUUUAUGCUUAGUGUCAGAAGAGUGUCAGCCUGUCAGAGAAGUGUGCUGAUAAGUUGCUUCUGAAGCGAGGCUAGAUAAGCAAUUAAAUCUGUAAUCCGCAUUUGAUAACACAGAUCUCUCGUUAAUAUAAUAGCUGCACUGCAGUUGAAACUGUAUAUGCGGUUUGCAGACGACACUGGCGGGUCAACAUCUUUCCAGAGGCUUAACAAUGGCUGUCAGAAGAUUGGAACCCUGUGUGCAGUUGCCUCUUGAUGAGAAGACUUUAAAAGAAGUAGUGACAUCUGCACGGGACUGGGCUCUGAUGCAUGGUGCAUGUAUGCGUUCAAAGACAAACUAUAAUGAGGAUAUUUUACAAUUUGCUCCAUUUGCUCUCCUACCGUCAGUGUUUCCUAGAAAAGAAUUUGAGAGAGCUGUCAAUAUUCAGCCAAUUCUGAAUGAAUUAAUGCAUAAAGUAGCUCAUGAUCAUGAGUUCCUUACAUCAAGUCUAAAAAGCACUAUAGAAGUAGAUGAAUUCACAGGAAAUAUGUUCAAGAUUUAUGAAACUGUUUAUAAUGAAGGUUUUGCUCAGCGAUUGUCGCUGGGACUCCUCAGGUCUGACGUAAUGCUGGAGAGUUGCUGCUGUCUGGACGAAGGCCAUGGUGACGAUAUCAAAUUGGCGCCUUAUUGCUGCUGGAAACAGGUCGAAAUCAACACCAUCGCUUCUGGAUUUGGCUGGCUGGGGCCUGCCUCGUCUCGUGUCCAAAGAUAUGUUUUGCGUGAGUUGGGCCAUGAAGAGAAGCUAGAAAAUCUUCCACCUAAUUCAGCUCUUGCUGGGCUUUGUGGAGGAAUGAUAGAAGCAUGGAAAAUUUAUGAUAAUCCAAAAGCUGUUAUAAUGAUAGUGGUUGAAGAUGUCACAUAUAAUAUUUGUGACCAGCGCUUUCAUGAAUUUUACAUUCGAGAAAAUCAUCCUGAUGUCGGGGUUCUACGUCGAAGAUUCAGUGACCUUAAAGAACAAGCAAAACUGACUGACAACAAGGCUCUUUUUGUCGAUGGUCAUGAGGUGGCUGUUGUGUAUUACCGUACUGCAUAUGAACCAGCUCAGUACGGAGGAGCUGAAGGCUGGAAGACUCGCUUGCUGAUAGAGCGCUCAAAAGCCAUCAAAUGUCCAAGUAUUCAUUAUCAUCUUGCAGGGACUAAGAAAGUUCAGCAGGCACUAGCACAUCCUGGAUGCUUGGAACGUUUUAUCACUGACUCAGCAAAAGUGGAGGCCAUCAGAGAGAUCUUCACAGGUCUCUAUUCCCUUGAUUUUGAUGAACAUGGUGACAGGGCUGUAGAUAUGGCUAUUGCAAAUCCAGAACGAUAUGUUUUAAAACCACAACGUGAAGGAGGUGGUAACAAUGUGUAUGGACAAAAGAUUCGGGGAGUAGUAGAAAAAAUGAAAUCUUCCAAAGAGAGAACUGCUUGGAUACUUAUGGAACGAAUAGCUCCUCCAGUACAGAAGAAUUAUAUUGUAAGACCGGGGCAGAAUAAUGUACCUGAACCAACAGAUGUUGUGUCAGAAUUAGGGAUCUUUGGUGUUGUGAUUGGAGAUGCAGAGAAAAUUCUUGUAAAUGAACAAGUGGGCCAUAUGUUGCGGACAAAAUUGAGCACUGUGGAUGAAGGCGGUGUUGCAGCAGGACUAGGGGCACUUGACAGCCCCUAUCUGGCAGAUCUGUGAUGUAGAUUGCAUACCAUCAACAAGAUAUGAAUUACCAAGUGCUUUCAUUGAAAAUGUUAUUUAAUACUUGUAUUUCUGUCACUUGUUUUACAGAUUUAUGAGUACAUAUGACAUUUUUGGUUCAUCACAGGCCUACAGAAAACUAUGUAUUGUUAUUUGUAAUUAAUAUUAGUGGGGAACGUGUAGAGUUAAUGUUCUUGAUAUCUUUUAAAGCUAUUUUUGGUGGGUCAUUAAAUAUUUAAUAAAAGAACAGUAAUGCCACUAUUGUGGUCCUUUGAAUGCUUUAAGAAUCUUGGCCAUCAUAGAAGAUCAUUGUUUUAU